GAAUUUAUAACCUAUCAAUUUUGUUAUUAUUUACGACAAUUUUAAUUGUUUUAUCUUUUGUAUGAAAUUCAUUUUAUCAGUAAAGAAUAAAUAUGGGUGUGACUGAAUCUGAAAACAUAGGGAAUUUAUAGAUUGUACCAGUUUAUUAAAUGUUCAAACAUUUAGUUACUAGGUACACGUAUUUAAAAAUGGAUUCUCCCUCAAAUGCUAUAUUUGAUAUUAAAACAUUCGCUUUUUUUGAUCUUGAAACAACUGGUUUACCUUUUCAAGAAAAUAAUACAACUAAAAUUACAGAAUUAUGCUUAACAACUGUACAUGCCGAACACAUUCGGCUGGGAGUAUUCCCACGAGUUCAAAAUAAACUAAGCUUAUGUUUUAAUCCAUGGAAACUGAUAUCGGAAGGUUCUGAAAAAUUAACAGGUCUUUCAAAUAGUCUUUUAGAGCAAUCUUCGCGAUUCUCUAAAGAAACUGUAGCUGCAAUUAAUAGUUUUCUUAGCCACAAUCCCCAACCGAUAUGUUUAGUAGCACACAAUGGAAAUCAUUUUGAUUAUCCAUUGUUUAAACGAGAAAUAGAAAAAACAAAUUGUUGUCUAUUGGACAAUAUUUUAUGCGUUGAUUCAUUGCUCGCAUUUCGAGAAAUAGAAAAAAAUCAACGAAACGAGAUUACAAAACAAAAUAUUGAUCAAGUUGAUAGAAGCGUACCAGUUGAAUUUACGCCGAAAUAUGACGAAUUGUUAUUCAGUUGCGAAGCUCAAGCUAAGAAUGAAACAACUCCUCGGAAACAGAUUAUAAGGCAAACUGAUACUUCAACACCUGCAAAAAAAUUGAAACCGAUCGUUCCAAAAAUUUUAAAUUUUAGUGGGGGGUACAAGUUGGGUGACGUAUACUCCAGACUGACAAAAAAGGAACCGAUCGGUGCUCAUCAAGCAGAUGCAGAUGUUCAGAUGUUGAUAAUGUGUGCAGCAACUUUGGGCGAUACUUUUGUAGAUUGGUGUAACCAAAAUGCGAAAAAAUUAUGUGAUAUACCUACUAUGGUACCUGGACGUAAAAUUGGAACAUAGUUUUAUAUUGAUUUUAAACAAAGGGGGGGAUAUUUUAUUUAUAUUUAUAUCUAUAAUAUUAAUGAGGAAUAUAAUGACGUAUAUUAGAA
This is a messenger RNA of Diorhabda carinulata, 1150 nucleotides long. RefSeq names its product three-prime repair exonuclease 1. The transcript has 3 exons. Gene Ontology annotation, cellular component: cytoplasm. The record is from RefSeq and is a predicted model, not a curated record. Gene Ontology annotation, biological process: DNA catabolic process. The coding region runs from base 150 to 1061 and encodes 303 amino acids. Gene Ontology annotation, molecular function: nucleic acid binding; 3'-5'-DNA exonuclease activity. Lineage: Eukaryota; Metazoa; Arthropoda; Insecta; Coleoptera; Chrysomelidae.